Molecule: messenger RNA, 519 nt
Organism: Nematocida minor
Lineage: Eukaryota; Fungi; Microsporidia
Product: large subunit ribosomal protein L19e
Exons: 1
Coding region: 1-519 (172 amino acids)
Biological process (GO): translation
Cellular component (GO): cytosolic large ribosomal subunit; ribosome
Molecular function (GO): structural constituent of ribosome; RNA binding
Source: RefSeq, a predicted model, not a curated record
AUGGCAGAGAAAGAAGAGAAAGCAAAAAAACUAGGAUUGCCCAAAGUAAGAGCACUCGCAGCUGAAGUAAUUGGAUGCGGUAGAAACAAAAUAUGGAUGGACCCAACUGAGUCAAUCAAGCUCUCAGAAGGAAAAACCAAGGAGCAGGUCAACCAGAUGAUUGAUGAUGGACUGAUAGUCAGAAGACCAGACAUUGGCCAGUCCAGAGGAAGAGUCAGACAGUUUAGAUUAGAGAAGUCCAAGGGCAGACACAGAGGUCUCGGCAGAAGAAGAGGUACAAAGAACGCCCGAUUCCCCCAGAGAAAGAUAUGGAUGCUCAGAAUAAGAGCCAUCAGAAAGGAUCUCAAAGAGCUCAGAGCCGAGGGAAGAAUCGACAGGACGAUGUACAGAUCAAUUUACUUGAAGGCAAAGGGAGGAUACUUUAAGAACAGAAGAAUGAUGAAGGAGUACGUAGUCAACGAAGAAGUCAGAAGAAAGAAGGAAGAAAUAGUCAUGGCACAAAUGAAUGUUUCAAAAUAA